GUGGCCGCUUCCGGAGAACAGCGACCAAUGGCUGAAUUCUUAUUUCUGUAUUUGCUCCGCCGCCAGAUGAGGCGGCCUGAGUAGCCAGCGGCAGAGGGAAGACUGGAGGCAGUGUGAGGAAUGAAAUCCGGUGGAAGAAGCGAGGCGUCGCUGGAGUAAAAGAAGGAGGAGGGGUUGGGAGAGGAAGAGGAGAGUCAAAAAAAUUGGCAUACAGAACUACCGAAAAGUACAUGUGGUUGAAAAACAGAAGGGUAUGUAAAGGUGGGAUGGGAGAUUGCGAGGUCGGCGGGUGGAUGGUGCUGGCUCUUGUCCAUGGAAAUUGCUCUAUUUUACCCAAUUCCAGUUCAUCACCAUGGCUCUGCUGCUGCCCUUACUGCUGUUUCGAUGCCCCGCUGACCAAAGUCCGUCCCGUGAAGAAAGUCGCCCUCGCCGUCGUCACCGGAGACAGAGGGCUCUGCGGCGGGUUCAACAAUCAGAUUCUUAAAAAGGCGGAGAAUCGGAUGAAGGAACUGAAGGCUCUGGGGAUAGAGUUCACCCUGAUCAGCGUGGGGAAAAAGGGGAACACUUACUUCACCCGCCGUCCGUACAUCCUUGUAGAUCGAUUUCUGGAAGGGACGAAUUUGUCGACGGCUAAGGAAGCUCAGGCGAUCGCCGAUGAUGUUUUCUCUCUCUUCGUGAGCGAAGAAGUCGAUAAGGUCGAGCUUCUCUACACCAAAUUCGUGGUGAAAUUGGACCCCGUGAUUCACACUCUGAUCCGCCUGUCCCCCAAGGGAGAGAUCUGCGACAUCAACGGAAUCUGCGUCGAUGCCGCGGAGGAUGAGUUCUUCCGGCUGACAACCAAAGAAGGGAAAUUGACGGCGGAGCAAAUACAGAAAUCAGAAUUCAGCCAUUGGUCGCUGUUCUCCGGAAGCGGCCGCUACAGCGGGGUAUGCUGCCCGCUGAGUAUUGGUAUUGGGGAUUAGAAAAAAUUAUGUUUUUUUAUUUAUUUUAAAUAAAAGUGAUAAUGAGGU
This is a messenger RNA of Linum trigynum, 1010 nucleotides long. Lineage: Eukaryota; Viridiplantae; Streptophyta; Magnoliopsida; Malpighiales; Linaceae. The record is from the annotation of a GenBank genome assembly.